Cynara cardunculus var. scolymus (artichoke) is the source of this 2740-nucleotide messenger RNA. Its product is annotated as phospholipase A-2-activating protein. Bases 99 to 2375 code for a protein of 758 amino acids. Lineage: Eukaryota; Viridiplantae; Streptophyta; Magnoliopsida; Asterales; Asteraceae. The transcript has 23 exons. Gene Ontology annotation, molecular function: ubiquitin binding. The record is from RefSeq and is a predicted model, not a curated record. Gene Ontology annotation, cellular component: nucleus; cytoplasm. Gene Ontology annotation, biological process: proteasome-mediated ubiquitin-dependent protein catabolic process; ubiquitin recycling.
UUGGAGAACAAGUGAUGCUGUAAACGUUCCAUUUCACCGGAGACGACGAUCGAUUCCGAUUGUUUCAUUUUCCCCAAAACCCUAAAUACUCACUCCGUAUGGCUAUGGAUAUCGACUUCUCUGAGUACCGAUUACGCUGUCAGCUUCGAGGUCAUGACGACGACGUCCGUGGCAUAUGUGUAUGCGACAACAUUGGGAUAGCAACUUCAUCAAGAGACCGAACCAUUAGGUUCUGGUCUUUGGAUCAGACUAACAAUUCUGCAUACACUUCAUCAAAGAUACUACUUGGGCAUACUAGUUUUGUUGGACCACUGGCUUGGGUUUCUCCAAAUGAACAAUUUUCAGAAGGUGCCCUUAUAUCUGGUGGAAUGGACACACUUGUUUUGGUUUGGGAUUUGGCAACCGGAGAGAAAGUUCAGACUCUGAAGGGUCAUAAGAUGCAGGUUACUGGAAUCACUUUGGAUGGUUCCGACAUCGUAUCAUCUUCCGUCGAUUGUACGUUAAGACGUUGGAAGGGAGAGCAUCAAAUUGAGGUGUGGGAAGCGCACAAGGCACCGAUCCAAGCAGUAAGGACAUUACCUUCAGGAGAGCUUAUUACAGGUUCAAGUGACACCACCAUAAAGCUUUGGAAGGGAAGCAAAUGUGCACAUACCUUUGCUGGGCAUACGGAUACAGUGAGAGGUUUAGCCAUAAUGCCUGGUUUGGGAAUACUUUCUGCAUCACAUGAUGGUUCAAUCAGGUUAUGGGCACUUACUGGUCAAGUUUUAAUGGAGAUGGUUGGUCAUACAUCUAUUGUUUAUUCUGUUGAUGCACACAAAUCAGGGCUUGUUAUCAGUGGCAGUGAAGAUGGAUCAGCUAAGAUAUGGAAAGAUGGAGUUUGUGUUCAAAGCAUAGAGCAUCCGGGUUGUGUUUGGGAUGUCAAAUUCUUGGAAAAUGGUGAUAUUGUGACUGCAUGUUCAGAUGGUGUGGCACGUGUUUGGACUGUACAUCAGGAUAAGAUAGCUGACACUGCUGAACUUGAGGCAUAUACCUCUCUAAUUUCACAACACAAGCUCAGCAGUAAGAGAGUUGGAGGCUUGAAAUUGGAGGAAUUACCUGGUCUAGAGGCUUUGCAGGUUCCAGGAACCAAAGAUGGGCAGACGAUGGUUGUACGAGAAGGAGACAAUGGUGUUGCAUAUGCAUGGAAUAUGAAGGAACAAAUGUGGGAUAAGAUCGGGGAAGUGGUUGAUGGGCCUGACAGUGGGAUGAAACGCUCUGUUCUUAAUGGAGUACAAUAUGAUUAUGUGUUUGAUGUUGAUAUUGGAGAUGGUGAACCUAUUCGCAAAUUGCCAUAUAAUAGAUCAGAUAAUGCAUAUGACACAGCUGAUAAAUGGCUUCUCGAGGAGAAUCUGCCUCUUUCCUAUCGUCAACAAGUAGUAGAGUUUAUAUUACAAAAUUCAGGACAAAAGGAUUUCAUCCUUGACUCAUCAUUCCGUGAUCCUUACACUGGCUCAAGUGCUUAUGUACCAGGACAACCUUCCAAGUCUGCCACAUCAACCAAACCAACAUUCAAACAUAUACCCAAGAAAGGAAUGCUUGUUUUUGAUGCAGCUCAGUUUGAUGGAAUCCUAAAAAAGAUUACCGAAUUCAAUAAUGCUUUACGGACUGACCCAGACCAGCAGAGCUUGUUGCUCAGUGAGGCUGAGAUGUUGAGAUUGAAUGCCAUAGCUAAAAUAUUGAAGGACACGUCACAUUACCAUACUAGUAGAUUUUCAGAUGAAGACAUCAGUUUAUUGUUAAAAUUGCUGAAAUCAUGGCCGGUUUCAAUGAUGUUUCCAGUUAUUGACGUAUUAAGGAUGGUAAUUCUGCAUCCGGACGGGUCAGCUGUUCUCAAGCAUGCUAAUGACGAAAAUGAUAUAUUCAUGGAGUUGAUUCAGAAGGUUACAAGUAGUGCUCUUGCACCAAAUUUUCUUACCAGUAUCCGUGCGGUAGUAAACCUUUUUAAGAACUCAGGCUACCAUCUCUGGUUGCAAAACCGUCGCGUUCAGAUUUUUGAUGCAUUCGCAAGCUGUUAUUCAUCGACAAAUAAGAAUGUCCAAGUAUCGUAUUCUACAUUGGUACUCAAUUAUGCUGUGCUGUUGAUUGAAAAGAAGGACGAAGAAGGUCAAGCCCAUGUUCUUUCAGCAGCUCUAGAGAUAGCGGAAGGCGAAAGUUUGGAAGUUGAUGCAAAGUUCCGAGCUUUAGUUGCUAUUGGCUCACUGAUGCUCGAGGGUCUUGUGAAGAAAAUAGCGUUGGACUUUGAUGUUGGCAGCAUUGCCAAAGUAGCAAAAGCAUCUAAAGACUCUAAAGUCGCUGAAAUUGGAGCUGACAUCGAGACUCUGAUACAGCAGACUUGAUUCUCCCAAAAACCAUGAUAGGAAUCGCUAGCAGCUGCAAGGAGUUUGAUUCUAUCAAUACGUGUAGUCAAGAAAACUGACGAGAAUCGCCAGGAAAAACUGUAAAGGUACUGAAACCUCGAGGAAUUAGGGUUUUUUGUGGGAUUAAAAGAACAAUGUACGGAUUUAUAUUUUACCAGACCUGCACCGUUUGAAAGUAUUUCGUACUUUUGCAGAUGAUAGGAAUCACCUUGUAUUUUGGGUGCUGAUGUUGAUUUCAUUCUUACACUUGCAUGUUCAAGCUUGUUUUGCUGUUCCUAAGUACUGCUUGUAUACAAUUUAACGAGUUUUAACACGUUUUAAGUAAGCUUAUUCAUUUAGUCAUA